GCGCCCCGCACCUCGCAGCUCCGCGCACCGCUUCGCGCUCGUCCUACCUAGCCCAGCACCGCGGUGGGGAGAGGCUCCGCGGCCGGCCCGGGUCUUGCAAAUAGGUGGAUAACAUCCCAGUGGUUCUUCAGGGCUUCCACAGCAAAGUCAAGAGGCACCUCCAGGCUAAUCAAGUCCCCCCAGUCCUGGAGCCGAGAGGUCUCGCUGAGCCAUGAUGAAGCUCCUGCCCAUUGCCCCUGUCCUCCUGCUUCUCCUGACAAUAUUGGAAGCCAGACCAAAAUCUGCAGCCCUGAAGUGCAGGACAGGUCCCCUGGACAUCGUGUUUGUGAUCGACAGCUCCCGCAGCGUGCGCCCCUUUGAGUUCGAGAUCAUGCGGAGGUUCAUGAUGGACAUCAUUGGCAGCCUGGACGUGGGCCCCAACGCCACACGGGUGGGGGUGAUCCAGUACUCCAGCCAGGUGCAGAACAUCUUCUCCCUCAAGACCUUCUUCACACGGGAAGACAUGGAGAAGGCCAUCAACGGCAUCAUCCCGCUGGCCCAGGGCACCAUGACCGGGCUGGCCAUCCAGUACGCCAUGAACGUGGCCUUCAGCGCGCAGGAGGGCGCGCGGCCCCCGCACAAGCGGAUCCCCCGCAUCGCCAUCAUCGUGACAGACGGACGGCCCCAGGACCGCGUCACCGAGGUGGCCACCCAGGCCCGGAACGCCGGCAUCGAGAUCUACGCCGUGGGCAUCCAGCGGGCGGACAUGAACUCGCUGCGGGCCAUGGCCUCGCCGCCGCUGGAGGAGCACGUCUUCCUGGUGGAGUCCUUCGAGCUCAUCCAGCAGUUCGCAAAGCAGUUCCAGGACAAGCUCUGCGGAGUGGACAUGUGCAUGACGCAGGAGCACGGUUGCCAGCACAACUGCAUCAGCACCCCUGGCUCCUUCUACUGUGAAUGCAGUCCUGGCUACAGGCUCAACAUGGACGGAAAGACCUGUUCCUCCAUCGAUGCCUGUGCCGAUGGGAGACAUGGCUGUCAGCACCUCUGUGUCAGCGCUCGUGGGUCAUACUCGUGCCACUGCCACAGGGGUUACUACCUCAACCAGGACAGGAGAAGCUGCUCCAUGAUCGAUUACUGCAGCUUUGGAAACCACAGCUGCCAGCACGAGUGCGUGAGCAUCCCCCAGGGACACUACUGCCGCUGCCGCAGUGGCUUCACGCUGCAGCCUGACGCCAGGUCCUGCAGGGGUACGUCCUGGCACGGAUGUACGGCAGAUCCUUUCAUGUGCUGCCCAGUCCCCGGAGGAAGGGCUGUUGCCAGACCAUCCCUCCUGGACAAGGAUAACCCCGUGACCCUGGCUUGUCUUCCAGCCACUGACCUUUGCAAUGGGGUGGAUCACGGCUGCGAGUUCAAGUGUGUGAGCACAGAGGGCUCCUACCGAUGCAUGUGCCCCGAGGGCCAGCAGCUCCAGGCUGAUGGCAAAGCUUGCAGCAAGUGCGGGUCCGGACACGUUGACCUGGUGCUGGUGAUUGAUGGCUCCAAGAGCGUCCGGCCCCAAAACUUUGAGCUGGUGAAGCAGUUUGUGAACCGCAUUGUGGACCUGCUGGAGGUGUCCCCCCAUGGCACACAGGUGGGGCUGGUGCAGUACUCCAGCCGUGUCCGCACUGAGUUCCCCCUCAACAAGUACCACAGCGCGGAUGAGAUCAAGAAAGCGGUGAUGGAGGUGGAGUACAUGGAGAAAGGAACCAUGACAGGCCUUGCCCUCAAGCACAUGGUGGAGCACAGCUUUUCUGAGUCGGAAGGUGCCAGACCUCUCUCCCACAACAUCCCCAGAAUUGGACUCGUCUUCACCGAUGGGCGCUCCCAAGACGACAUCUCUGAAUGGGCCAGGAGAGCAAAGGAGUCAGGGAUCGUUAUGUUUGCUGUGGGUGUCGGCAAGGCUGUGGAAGAGGAGCUGCGAGCGAUUGCCUCUGAGCCGGUGGACCAGCACUUCUCCUACUCAGCAGACUUCACCACCAUGACCCACCUCGUGGAGAACUUCAAGCUGAACAUCUGCCCAGAGGAAGGCAAAGGAGUGACGGAGAUCCACAGCCCAUGCGAGUGUGAGGCACUGGUGCAGUUCCAGACAAACACUGUGGCCAUCCUGCAGAGCCUCACCGAGAAAAUUGCUCAGAUGACAGCCAGACUCGAGGACUUGGAGAAGCAGCUUGCCCACAAGAAGUAGUGCUUGCAGAGGGCUUCAACACUCAGAUGGGGCACAGGGGACCUACAGUAGCAUCGUGGCAUUGUUAUUGCUAGGUUAUUGUAAAGCAUCAGUGUUUGUUCUUGCAUCACAAAAGCCUGAAGGGGACAUGGAGUGCAUUUAAAAUGACAAAAAUCCUGAAAAGAAAAAAAAAAAAAGGGACUUGAGCAAAACCCCAGCUGCAAAGCCAAGAGGUCCAGCCACCACUGUUGCCUUGUUCCUCCGAAGAGCUGGGGCGAGAAGGGAUGACUAUGGGCAGGGUGGGUGUCAGACAAGGAGACAUGAUACCCAGCCUUUUCCAGGAGUGACUGGGAUGAAGCAGCCCCUAUGCAGACCCCUGGCCUCCAGUGCCCAGAAAGAUGCUUUGCAAGAGAAAAAAACCUUCAGUGAUGACACCCAGAGAGCUUCUGUCAGCUCAGCAUCUGCUGCCACGGUGGGGCAGGGAGAGCCCGGUGCUGCGGGCAGUGCACGGGAAUGGAUGUUGCCAGCUGGCCACCAGCAUAAUGCCUAGGUGUGUGGCCAUGGGAAAGCAGGUGGCAGGAAUCAGCAAUCCUCUUACCCCUGUUUUGGCAGAGGUUUUGGGAACUGGUCAUUAUCUUGUUUGAUUU
Messenger RNA from Dryobates pubescens (Downy woodpecker), 2829 nucleotides. It is a transcript of the gene MATN4, whose product is annotated as matrilin 4. NCBI's taxonomy places the organism in Eukaryota, Metazoa, Chordata, Aves, Piciformes, Picidae. Gene Ontology annotation, molecular function: calcium ion binding. The record is from RefSeq and is a predicted model, not a curated record.